AUGGCUAGAGUCACAUUGAUUAACUCUGUUUUGUUGUCAAUUCACUCUUACUGGUCUCAAAUAAUGAUUAUGCCAAAACAGUUAUUGAGGGAUAUAGAGGCCAUUUGUAGAGCCUUUCUUUGGAAGGGUUUGGCAAAGACUCAAGGUUCAGGUUUAGUUGCUUGGAGCUCUGUUUGCACUCCAAAAGCUGCUGGAGGUUUAGGCUUCAGGAAGAUUUCGGAAUGGAAUAUUGCAUCAUUGGGGAAAUAUGUAUGGGCCAUAGCUUCCAAAAAGGAUAAUCUGUGGGUCAAAUGGAUUCAUAGCAUUUAUUUGAAAAAGGUGGACUGGUGGGAAUAUACAGUGCAACAGAAUUACAGCUGGUAUUGGAAGAAAAUUGUUGCCAUUAAAGAGCUCUUUAAAGUCAAAUUAGAUAAGUCAGCUUUUAUGGCAAUGCAAUAUAGUAUUCAAUCCGGUUAUGAUAUACUAUAUGAUCAACAUAUUAAUGUACAGUGGAGUAAGUUUGUCUGGGAGAGAAGUAGUAUUCCGAAGCAUAGAUUUAUUCUAUGGUUAGUGAUGCUUCAGAAGUUGAGUACCAGAACUUAUAUCAACAGGUAUUUACCUAGUUUGGACACAGUAUGUCUGCUGUGUGGUGAUCACAAUGAAGAUCUUCCUCAUUUGUUUUUUCAAUGUACUUACAGUAAAGCUUGUCUUUUGAGGGUGAAGGAUUGGAUUGGCUGCCGAGCACAAACAGAGCAUUAUCACCAACUAUUGCAAUGGAUAUACAAAGCAAAGCACCUGAGUAAAGUCAGGAAAGGAUUCUUUAUAGUUGUUGUUACUGCACUAGUGUACCACAUAUGGAGGGCACGUAAUGAUGUUUUAUGGUCAUCUAAACUUUGGCAUAUAAUCCAUAUUGUAGAGGUUAUUAAAAGAGAACUCAAAUUGAGAUUGGAUUUGUCAAUGCCAAGGAAAACAAGAAAUAGUGAUAAAGAAUGGUUUCAACAAUUGUAA
Molecule: messenger RNA, 987 nt
Organism: Humulus lupulus (European hop)
Lineage: Eukaryota; Viridiplantae; Streptophyta; Magnoliopsida; Rosales; Cannabaceae
Exons: 1
Coding region: 1-987 (328 amino acids)
Source: RefSeq, a predicted model, not a curated record